Tyto alba (common barn owl) is the source of this 2294-nucleotide messenger RNA. RefSeq names its product solute carrier family 26 member 6 (gene SLC26A6). Bases 1 to 2151 code for a protein of 716 amino acids. Gene Ontology annotation, molecular function: bicarbonate transmembrane transporter activity; sulfate transmembrane transporter activity; oxalate transmembrane transporter activity. Gene Ontology annotation, cellular component: membrane. Gene Ontology annotation, biological process: transmembrane transport. NCBI's taxonomy places the organism in Eukaryota, Metazoa, Chordata, Aves, Strigiformes, Tytonidae. The record is from RefSeq and is a predicted model, not a curated record. The transcript is spliced from 19 exons.
AUGGUGGCGGAGACGGCGCUGAGCCACCGGGUGCCCCGUGAGGUGCUGAGCGAGGCCGACCUGGAGGAGGUGGCGCAGCGGAAACCUCCCGCCGAGCCCUCGCUGCGCGGUUGUCUCCGCAAGACCAGAUGCUCGGCCUCCACCGCCAAGUCCCUGCUCUUCAGGUUCCUGCCCUUCCUGCACUGGCUGCCCCGCUACCCAGUCAAGGACUGGCUGCUGGGGGACAUUGCCUCGGGCUUCAGCGUGGGCAUCAUGCACCUGCCCCAGGGGCUUGCCUACGCACUGCUGGCCGGGCUGCCGCCCGUCACCGGUCUCUAUUCCUCCUUUUACCCCGUCUUCCUCUACUUCUUCUUCGGGACAUCCAGGCACAACUCCGUGGGUCCCUUCGCCGUCAUCUCCGUCAUGAUCGGGAGUCUGACAGACUCUCUGCUGCCCAGCGAGAACUUUCUGGAGUCUGUCAACGGCAGCAACGCAACCGUCAAUGAGGCACAGCGGGACGCUGCCAGGGUGGAACUGGUGGCCACCAUCACUGUCCUGACAGGCAUCUUCCAGGUGGCCCUGGGCCUCCUGCAGUUCGGCUUUGUGGUGACCUACCUCUCGGACCCGCUGGUACGCGGCUACACCACCGCUGCCUCUGUGCAUGUUCUCGUCUCUCAGCUCAAGAACGUCUUUGGAGUCUCCUUGGGCGAGCACUCAGGGCCACUCUCACUGUUCGUGACCUUCAUCGAGAUCUGCCAGAAGCUGCCACAGACCAACGUGGGCACCCUAGUGACAGCCAUCAUUGCCAUGGUGGCCAUCUACAUUGUGAAAGAGCUCAACCACAAGUUCGCUGCCAAGCUGCCCAUGCCCAUCCCCAUCGAACUUAUCACGAUCAUCAUCUCCACUGGCAUCUCCUACGGCGUCAACCUGAACGCCAAAUUUGGCAUCUCCGUGGUGGGCAACAUCCCCAGCGGGUUGAAGCCGCCUGUGGCCCCUAACAUCAGCUACUUUGGGCAGGUGGUGGGCAACGCCUUCGCCAUCGCUGUGGUGGGCUACGCCAUCUGCAUCUCCCUGGGCAAGAUCUUUGCCCUGAAGCACGGUUACAAAGUGGACAGCAACCAGGAGCUGAUCGCACUGGGCCUCUGCAACUUCCUGGGGGGCUUCUUCCAGUGUUUCGCCAUCAGCUGCUCCAUGUCGCGGAGCCUGGUGCAGGAGAGCACAGGAGGCAACAGCCAGGUAGCCGGUGUCAUCUCAUCCCUGGUCAUCCUGGUGACCAUCCUGAAGAUCGGAGAGCUCUUCCGGGACCUGCCCAAGGCCAUCUUGGCUGCCAUCAUCAUCAUCAACCUCAAGGGCAUGUUCAAGCAGUUCGAUGACCUCCGCAUGCUCUGGAAGUCCAACCGAGUGGACCUGAUGGUCUGGAUUGUGACAUUUGUGGCCACUCUCCUGCUGAACUUGGACAUCGGCCUGGCAGCCUCGGUGGCCUUUGGGCUGCUCACCGUCAUCUUCCGCACCCAGCUACCCCACUACUCCAUCCUGGGGCGCAUCUCCGACACCGAUGUCUACAGGGACGUGGCUGAAUACCAGAUGGCACUGGAGGUCCCUGGUGUGAAGAUUUUCCGUUCCUCCUCCACCCUCUAUUUUGCCAAUGUGGAGCUGUACGCCGAGGCCCUGAAGAAGAAGAGUGGCAUCAAUGUGGACCGCUUGAUUGAGAAGAAGAAGAAGGCCCUCAAGAAGUUGAAAAAACAGCAGAAGAAAGCAGAGAAGGAGAAGGCAAAGAGGAAAAAGGAGAUGGAGGAUGGGCACAAUGGUCCAGGCGUGGCGGUGAUCGAGCUGAGCGGGACGGAAGGCAGCGCACCCCCGGAGCCCACCCUGCGCACCCUGGGGCUGCCCCAGCCUGGCUUCCACGCCAUCAUCUUGGACUUCAGCCCCGUCAGCUUCGUGGACACCGUCUCCAUCAAGAUUCUGAAGAAUAUCUUCAGGGAUUUCCAUGACAUAGAAGUGGACGUCUUCAUUGCCGGCUGCCCAGUGCCUGUCCUCGCACAGCUGGAACGGGGCAACUUCUUCAGCUCGGCCAUCACCAAGCACUGCUUCUUCCCGUCGGUGCAUGAUGCCGUGGUCCACAUCAGCGGGGAGCGAUGCCGGGCUGCGGUGGACCUCAGCACCAGGAUGUAGCCCUGAAAGAGGAAGACGUCUCCCCGAGGAGCUGGGCAGGCGAAGAGGGAUUUGUCACCCCGAUGGCACCAACUCACCCACCCCGGGGGCCCCGCACACCCACCAGCCUCUCUGAACUCGCAGCUGGGGCCCUGCCCCGGCCG